Saitoella complicata NRRL Y-17804 is the source of this 584-nucleotide messenger RNA. RefSeq lists its product as uncharacterized. The record is from RefSeq and is a predicted model, not a curated record. The annotation marks the transcript as partial. NCBI's taxonomy places the organism in Eukaryota, Fungi, Ascomycota, Saitoellomycetes, Saitoellales, Saitoellaceae. The transcript has a single exon.
UGACGCUGUGGAGGUCGCUGUUGCUGUCGAAGUGCCCGCUUCGCCUCCCAAACCCGCACGCAGGGGUCGCAACGCGAAGGAGAAUGUUCCCAUCGGCGCCGAGGAGCCCGCCUCCGAGGCCGCCGCGCCUGCAAAGAAGACUAGGGGUACUCGCUCUCGGGCAGCCACUGUCGAGCCCGAAGCUGCCGAGGAGGUUGCGCCGGCAAAGGGUCGCGGAAAGAGGGCUGCUUCAGCGGCUCCGUCGGAGGCUCCUGCUCCCAAGACUCGUCGUACUCGCGGCGCUAGUGCAGCUCCUAGCGAGCUUGACAGCACCGACGCUCCGGCUUCAUCGCUUGCGGACGUCGACACGAAUGCUAAGCCUGCACGUCGCGGACGUGCGGCGAAGUCUUUCGCCACGGAGGAACCCAUUCCUGAGGAGGAGUCGGUGGAAGAGGAGCCCAGGAAAGCUACCCGCUCGUCGAAGAGGAAAGCGGAGGUUAUGGAGGAAGAUGAACCUGCUCCUGCUAGGAGGACCACGAGGAGGAAGGUUUGAGAUGUGAGACGUGAGAUGCAUUGUAAAAGGUGAAACGAUACAUGUGUAUGGG